This is a messenger RNA of Brenthis ino (lesser marbled fritillary), 1287 nucleotides long. The record is from the annotation of a GenBank genome assembly. Lineage: Eukaryota; Metazoa; Arthropoda; Insecta; Lepidoptera; Nymphalidae.
AUGAACUCACAUGAUUCAGCCCCUAUAGCGCUUGAAGAUGGUCUAGACUUAGGGAAACUUUUUACGUGUGGAUCUAUUCUUCACAUAAAUGAAGAUUAUGAUCAUCUUGCUUAUGUUGAACCAGAGAAUAAGGAAGUAAAUAGAUUAGAUUAUAUUGGAGAACCAGUAACAUCUUUUGAAGAAUUUCAAAAACAAUUAACACCAUUAGACGAGCAUGGACUUAUUAAGAAAAAAAUUUUGGAAGAAGGAGGGGGUUUGCCAUUAGAUAAGGGAUUUACUGUUUCAUUUAUUUUCUCAGGGUAUUGGGAAAAUAGUUAUGAACCCUUUGAUUUCACAAAACUACAUAAACCACUGGUUGUUAUUUUAAAUGAAAAUGGAUUAUUACCUGGUCUUCAAACGGCAAUAGCAUCAAUGUUAGUGGGUGAAACAUCAGUAUUUUUAUUAUCUUAUAAAGUUAUGUAUGGAGAAAUAGGUAUCCCACCCAGAAUAAAACCCAAAGCUGAUUGUGUUUUUUACAUAAAACUUGUAAAAAGUAUCAUAACACCUAAAGAUGGGCAAAUAGAUUUUUCAGAGCCUAACAUGUUUAAUAGAGUCCAACAUGAAGUCAAAUUAUUAUAUUCUUCAGGCCUAAUGUUGUAUAAAACUAACAAUUUCACUGCAGCAAGCCAAGUUUUUAAAAAGGCAGUAAAUAUGUUACAUAGAUGUAGGCUUGCUGAUGAGAGUGAAGAGAAAAUACAAGAAAAGUAUCUGAAAAAAUUAUAUCUCAAUUUAGCUAUUUGUUAUAAUGAAACUAAAUUGCCAUGUAAAGCAUGUAUUGCAUGUAAUGAACUCAAUAGAUUGAAUAGUCUAUGGAACAAUGGAAAGGCUCUUUUUCAAAAUGCAAAGGCUUUAAGAAUGAUAGGUCAAUUUGAUGCAGCUGAAAAAAAACUAAAACGAGCUUUGCAAUUAAAUCCCAAUGAAAGUAUCACUGCUGAAUUAAAACUUCUGAACAAACUUAAAGAUUCUUGUUAUAAAAAGAAACUUAUUUCAAAUGACAUUCUAUCAGAUCGUAAAAACAUAGUUCGUGAAAAUUUUAAAAGUGAUGUUGAUAAUCUUAUUAAAACAUUCAAAGAAAAUGUUGAUCUAUGUAAGUUUACUCUCCCUGGAGAGUUAAAUGCGGCAGAAAAAGAUUAUAUCAAAGAAGCAUGUAUUAGAGAAAAUUUAUAUUUUACUGAAAUCAAUCAGAAAUGUUUAUUAGAUAAAGACAAUGAGAGUGAUCCUAUAGAAUCAAAGAUUGAUUUGUUUCAU